CCUUCUAAUAUCGGGAGGAGGGGUGGAGGGAUUAAACCACAACAUUGCUCUAGUGAUUUGCCAGAGCUUUGAUGGAGAGGGUUUCAGGAAGCCUGUCAGUCAGAGGCAGCAGCGUACCAAAGGAGUGAUAGUUGUGUGUGUGGGGGCGGCUCAAAGCCAAGGUAUUGCUAAAGGCUGCUUUGUAGAGGGAGCUACCCGUCUACAGCUGACAUGAGGCUCGUCAGCGGCGGGGUUCGGGUUCGAAGGGCCGCCGAGCCGUCCGAACCAGAAUCCGAAGAAACCACGGAGUCACCUCAUCACGAGCACACCCACCAGGAGCACAACCAUCCAGAACAUCCUCAUGAGCAUGAGCACACACACACAGAACAUCACCCAGGCCACGACUACGACCACAUGAAGGAGAAGUUCAUGAAUGAACUGACUCACCUACCAAUUCCCACGUGGGCAGUGGCAGCCAUCGUUGUCGUAGUGCUGGUUUUAGUGGGGUGCUUCAUCUUCUGUGUUUUAAAGAAGUGUUUUGGGAAACAGAAAAAGCCUAAAAAAGUGAGAGAAAGAAAAGCAGGCCGUCGCAGGAAAGAAAAAGAGGGUGAAGGGGAGCCAGGAGAGAAGGAGGGCGAGGUGAAAAAGGAGGGGCAGCAGGAGGAGAAAGAACAGGAGAAGCUGGGUAGGCUGGAGUUCUCCUUGGACUACAAUUUCACAGAUUCACAACUCAUAGUGGGCAUCCUCCAGGCCCAGGACCUCGCUGCUAUGGACAUGGGUGGAACCUCGGACCCCUACGUUAAAGUUUUCCUGUUACCAGACAAAAAGAAGAAGUAUGAGACCAAGGUUCAACGCAAAAACCUGUGCCCUGUUUUCAACGAGACCUUCUUUUUUAAGAUUCCGUAUGCAGAGUUGGGCGGGAAGACGUUGGUGCUGCAGGUUUUCGACUUUGAUCGUUUCUCCAAGCACGAUAUGAUCGGUGACAUAAAAAUCCCCAUGAACAGUGUUGAUUUGGGCCAGCCAAUCCAUCAGUGGAGGGACUUAGAGAGCAGCGAGAAGGAGGAGGAAAAACUGGGGGACGUAUGCAUUUCCUUACGCUAUGUACCCACAGCUGGUAAACUAACAGUUAACAUCAUGGAAGCAAAAAAUCUUAAGAAAAUGGACGUUGGCGGCUUAUCAGACCCAUAUGUGAAAAUUGUUCUGCAACAAAACGGGAAGAGGAUAAAGAAGAAGAAGACAACAGUAAAGAAAAAUACGCUCAAUCCUUACUUUAAUGAGAGCUUCAGCUUUGAAGUCCCUUUUGAACAAAUACAGAAAGUACAAGUCGUCAUCACGGUGUAUGACUAUGACAAACUUGGGAGCAACGAUCCCAUCGGGAAAACAUUUAUGGGGUACGGAGCAACAGGAGUGGGUCUGCGUCACUGGUCUGACAUGCUGGCCAAUCCUAGACGUCCAGUCGCUCAGUGGCACACGCUCAUGCCAGAGGAAGAGGUCGACGCAGCUCUGAAAGCAAAACCCCGUUAAGAGCGUGAUCUCAGAGGGAAACAAUAUGCUGCUGUGAAGGUGUUUUUGUGAUGUUCUAAUAUAUAAUUAAAGACAGAGUAAGUUUCUCAGUUUGGGUGUUGUAUGUGAUGCCCAAUGAAUAGAGGCAUCUUUGUACUAAUAGUGAGUCCAAGUCAUUUCAGCAUUGGUACAGGCAUAAGAAGUUUAGUCAUUUGUUUUGUUUUUUCAUCGCUAGUUCACAUUUGUGUUUAUGUGCCUGUUACAUUCAAUUUUAAUAGUGUUGGCUUCCCCUGUUUACCUCACAUUAUAAACUAGUAUUACUCUGGAUUUUUACACUAUGAUAACAAUCAUUUGUACAUGUGUAUCAUCUGGGUAUAGACUCCUAUGUAUAAAGUAAUAAUUUAAAGCAUUCAUCUGCUGUAAUUUGUCUGUUGGCUCCAAUUUGAUGUGAAGUACACUGAGCUUUUUGUUUAUUUUGUUGUGCUUUUGUGAAAGUCUCAAAAAUGCAAAUAAACAUAAAAAGGACGGA
Nothobranchius furzeri (turquoise killifish) is the source of this 2011-nucleotide messenger RNA. RefSeq names its product synaptotagmin Vb (gene syt5b). Gene Ontology annotation, molecular function: calcium-dependent phospholipid binding; calcium ion binding; clathrin binding. The record is from RefSeq and is a predicted model, not a curated record. Gene Ontology annotation, cellular component: exocytic vesicle; plasma membrane. Lineage: Eukaryota; Metazoa; Chordata; Actinopteri; Cyprinodontiformes; Nothobranchiidae. Gene Ontology annotation, biological process: cellular response to calcium ion; synaptic vesicle endocytosis; regulation of dopamine secretion.